CAGGCGGAAAAGCAUCGCCACUGGGCGCCAGCCGAGCAUGGAGACCCCUCCCAUAGCCCCCCCUCAACCUUUCCGACAAUCCAGUUUUCUUGGCCGAAGGCUGAAGGGGUCUAUAAAACGAGCGAAGAGUCAGCCCAAGCUGGACCGCACCAGCAGCUUCCGCCAAAUGAUCCUCCCACGAUUCCGCAGUGCUGAUCAGGACAGGACUCGUCUGAUGCAGAGCUUCAAAGAGUCACAUUCCCAUGAAUCCCUGCUGUCUCCCAGUAGUGCGGCCGAAGCACUGGACCUCACGCUGGACGAGGACGCCAUCAUCAAACCGGUUCACUCCAGCAUUUUAGGGCAGGAGUACUGCUUUGAGGUGACGACUGCUUCGGGAACAAAGUGUUUCGCCUGUCGGUCGGCUGCAGAAAGAGACAAAUGGAUCGAGAAUUUACAGAGAGCUGUGAAGCCCAACAAAGACAACAGCCGGAGGGUGGACAACGUCUUGAAGCUCUGGAUCAUCGAGGCCCGGGAGCUGCCGCCCAAAAAACGCUACUACUGUGAACUGUGUUUGGACGACAUGCUGUACGCACGCACCACCAGCAAACCCCGCACCGACACUGUCUUCUGGGGUGAGCACUUCGAGUUCAACAACCUCCCGGCUGUCCGCAACCUCCGGCUUCAUCUCUACAAAGAGACGGACAAGAAAAGACGCAAGGAGAAAAGCACAUAUCUAGGACUGGUCAGCAUCCCCAUAUCCAGCAUCACCGGUCGACAGUUUGUAGAGCAAUGGUACCCCGUGAUUCAGCCCAGUGUCCUGGCCAAAGGCGGGGGUGUAGGAGGGGGUAAAAUCAUCAACGCCUCUUUGCGACUCAAGUCUCGCUACCAGACCAUGAGCAUCCUGCCAAUGGAACUGUACAAAGAGUUUGCCGAGUACGUCACCAACAACUACCGGACGCUGUGUGCCGUCUUAGAGCCUCUACUGAGUGUCAAAAGCAAAGAGGAGGUAGCCUGUGCACUGGUGCACAUCCUACAAAGCACAGGGAAGGCAAAGGACUUUCUUUCAGACAUGGCGAUGUGUGAGGUAGACCGAUUCAUUGACCGAGAGCAUCUUAUCUUCCGUGAGAACACCUUAGCCACCAAAGCUAUAGAAGAGUACCUCAAACUCAUCGGACAUAAGUACCUCAAGGAUGCUUUAGGUGACUUCAUCCGAGCGCUGUAUGAGUCAGAGGAGAACUGUGAGGUUGAUCCCAUGAGGACUCCACCUUCCGUUCUACUGGACCAUCAGGCGAAUCUACGCAUGUGUUGUGAGCUUGCUCUCUGCAAAAUCGUCAACUCACAUUGCGUUUUUCCACGUGAGCUGAAGGAGGUCUUUGCGUCUUGGCGAGUACGCUGUGCGGAGAGGGGGAGGGAGGACAUAGCUGACCGCCUGAUCAGUGGCUCGCUCUUCCUGCGCUUCCUUUGUCCAGCCGUCAUGUCCCCAUCGCUGUUCAACCUCACCCAGGAAUACCCGGACGAGCAGACUUCACGCACGCUCACCCUCAUAGCCAAAGUGCUGCAGAACCUCGCUAACUUCUCCAAGUUUGGCAGUAAAGAGGAGUAUAUGUGCUUCAUGAAUGAGUUCUUAGAGAUGGAGUGGGGCUCCAUGCAGCAGUUCCUGUAUGAGAUCUCCAAUCUAGACAGCAUAAGCAAUGCCGGGGCUUUUGAGGGAUACAUUGACCUGGGAAGAGAGCUUUCUGUCCUGCACAGCCUCCUGUGGGAGGUCAUGGCUCAACUCAGUAAGGAUGCCAUUAUCAAGCUCGGACCAUUACCCCGCCUCCUGAAUGACAUCAGCAUGGCCCUUCGCAAUCCUCAUCUCCAAAGGCAGCCCAGUCACCAGACAGACAGACAGCCUCCGGAAAGACAGACAGACCGGUUACUCUCUCGACCCAGCUUCAACAGGGGAAUAUCCUCCGAGUUUCAGAACCUCAUGAUGAGGGACCUUAACAGUUCCAUAGAUAUCACUCGCUUACCUUCCCCAACCUCUGCCAUGCCCAGUGGUGUCGUUCCUCCAUCGCGAGCUGGAAUGGGUGCUUACGUUGAUCGGGAUCAUCCGCAUCGGGCCUCUUCUAAAGAUGUUUUCUAUGUCACCCGUCCCCCGCUGGCCCGGUCCAGUCCUGCGUACUGUACGAGCAGCUCCGAUAUCACCGACCCAGACCCAAAGGUUCUGUCCGUUAAUGAACGUAUUUCUAUGAUGGACCUCCAGGACUCAAGAAUGAACAGCGUCUCUAACCUGCAGUCUGUGGGGGACAUGCUCAACUCUCCCCAGGCCUCACUUGCCGGGUUCGGUGGCCUUGGUGGUGCUGGAGGAGGCCUCGGAGGUCAGCUGCGUGCCGGUGGAGGGCGGAUGUCAGCCGGUUCGGGUGGCUCCAGUGUGUCCGGCGGCCUGCGACUAAGCCAGCUGAGCCAGAUGGGGACCACUACCGACUCGCUGUCCCAGCAGCAGCAGCAGCAGGCCGCGGCUCUACGUUACCCGCUCUCCUUCCAGAACCCUCUCUUCCACAUGGCUGCCGACGGUCCUCAAGUCCAGCGCCAGCACAGUCGUGCUCAGGUGCCUCCACCCCUCUUGCUGGCUCCGGAGCCAGACUCCUCCCACCCAGCAUACUUGCCGCAGUUCGCCCGCGGCGCCUUCUCCCGCAGCGAAGACCUCUCCACACUCAGACCCGGACCACACCUCGGCCAGCCCAGCAUCGUCCACUCCCACAGCUACAGUGACGAAUACAGCCGGGGAGACUACGCCCGACGGCAACUCUCUAUGCACAUGCAGGAAAACCUCCAGCAGCAGCAGAUGAUGGGCAUGGCCUCACAGACGGGCACGUCUCAUUCCUCGCUCGCCUCGCCUCCCACCACUGUCCAGCCUGUCCGUCAGAGCUCCAUGGCUCCGCCUCCCACACAGCGCAUGAAGUCUCAAACCUCCCAUCAGCUUUCUGUGAGCUCGGCUGCCGUUGCCACACCCCCUAGCAAGACGAGACCUCCGAGCGGAAAUCUGCUCCAGUCUCCUGAGUCGGGUUUCGGGGGGAGGCAGCCGGGUCCACGGCAGCAGCUCUCCGUCAAGGAUAACACCGCCCCCGGCCUUCCUCAUCAGCACAGCUCCACCCGCGAGAGCCAGGGAUCUCAGGGUUCUCAAGGGGGAACACCACAGUCGACGCAGCAGUCGCACAAGGAGCGGCAACACUCACAGCAGCACUUACUCAAGCCUUCCAUCAGCAAACAGGGCUCAUCUCCCAACACUUUGAACCCUCCCACCCCUGCCUCAGAAAGGACAGUCGCCUGGGUGUCGAACAUGCCACACCUUUCCGCUGACAUCGAGAGCUCACGCAUCGAGAGAGAAGAAUUUAAGCUGAAGGAGUAUUCAAAAAGCAUGGACGAGUCACGUUUAGACCGGGUACGGGAGUACGAGGAGGAGAUCCAUUCUCUGAAGGAGCGUCUGAUGAUGUCCCACCGCAAGCUGGAGGAGUACGAGCGGAGGCUAGUCACUCAGGAGCAACAGACCAACAAGAUCCUGCUGCAGUACCAGAGCCGGCUGGAGGACAGCGAGAGGAGGCUGAGGCAACAGCAGAUGGAGAAGGACUCCCAGAUUAAAGGAAUAAUCGACAGACUCAUGGCGGUGGAGGACGAGCUGAGGGUAGGGGUAGCACCAGAGCACAAAGCCAGGAUGUUUGCAGAUCAGGGGAGGCGGCAAUCCAUCCUAGUGCAGCCCCGUCUCGCGCCCGUCCCUCCUCGAAUGCACAGGUAAUGAAGCAGCUGAGUGUGAGCCACCCAUCACCACCCACCCUACAAACCAACCAACCAACCAUGACCUGUGUGUGUGUGUGUGUGUGUGUGUGUGUGGUGUGUGCUGCAUUCGUCCCCACACACCGGUGAACAUUCACAAAAAUAAUUAUAAAAAGUUCACACUUUAAGGACAGUCAUUAUCAUUCAAUAACUCCGCAAAAGAGCAAUACCUCUACUGCAAUUUUUUUUCCAUUAAUGUCUAAUUUAUUAUUUUUAUGCAAUCCGACGGCCUUUAUUUGAUUUUACAGUUAUAAAUGAUAUUUUCUGUACAAAUCCUAAUAAGAAAACUCCAACAUCCACACUGAACACUCACAUCUCCCAUUCCAUCCCAUGCAGCUGUCGCCUUCCGGGUCAAGACCACUGUUUUUAAAUGUUUUUUCCUCAUUUGUGAGGUGCAUUCCUGUCAUUAUUGUCAAAAUGGCAUGCACUUAUGCUCUUGUUCUCUUUUUCUUAUGGACGACACAUGCCACACACCCCACACCCACACCCACUUCACACUCACUCAUAUCUAAUAACAUACAUGUCAGUGGUGGAAAGAGUGCAAAAAAAUUACACAAUGUAUACACUGUAUAGUAUAUAUUGUUAAUUUUAAGCUAACUAUACGGAUAUCUUGGUCAAGUGGUCGAGAAUGGUGUAAUUGUAAAAAGGGACGGCGUUUAAAGAUCUUACAUUGAUUGUUGUGUGAGAGAAUAGCUGACUGGCUCGCUGAAAUUCACAGCAUAACGACUCUAUUUUCCUGACCAUCGGUAUAGAAAGUAGCCUGGUCAAGAGUGGUGUAAUUGUAAAAAGUGGAAGAGGUAAAACAAAUAUAUUAAAUGGUCUGGUUAAGGGAUAUGCAAUCAAAUCAACUCAAUUGGAUUUAAUAUUGAUUUUACAUAACUGGCUGGCUCACCACUUUUACUGUACAGUAUCAGGCCCCUAUUUUCCUGCUCAUCAACACAGGCGAUAAUCUGGUUAAGAGUAAUUCGUAAAAACGGGUGGAGUUAGACUAAAUAUAAAGAUGUUACAUUGAUUGUUUAGUGGUAGAAUAACUGGCUGGCUCACUGAUUAUUCACAGCAUAUUAUUCACAGCUCACCUUAUUCACAGCAUUAGGGCUAUUUUUUUCCUGACCAUCAGUACAAAGGGUAAUCGAGAGCGGUAAGAACAUAUAUAUUAAAUAGUCUGCUUAAGGGAAAUGCAAUAAAAUCAACAACUCUAAAUUAGUGACGAUUGAAUAUAACAUUGAAUUUGUUUAACUGGCUGGAUCGCCACUUUUACUGUACAGAAACAGGCCCAUAUUUGCCAGCCCAUCAGCGGAGAUGAUAAUCUGGCUGAGAAUAAUUUGUAAAGAUUUUGUGGAGUCAGACUAAAUAUAAAGAUGCUACAAUGAUUCUUUAGUGGUAGAAAAAACUGUCUGGCUCGCCAAAUUAAGAUAGUCGGCCAUAUUGUCUUGAACUUUAGUGCAGAUGGUAACCUGAUCAAGAGCAAGGUAAUUGGAAAAAGAGGUGGACUAAAUAUAAAGGAUGUUUGGUGGUGGAGAUAACUGGCUGGCUCACCUGAUUUACAUUUUAAGGGCCCUAUCGUUUUACCAGUACAGACCAUAACCUGGUCUGGCAGAGUUAGAUGAAAUAUGUUAUAUUAAUGUUAUAUUAAUUGUAAAAACAUUGAUUGUGGUAAAAAAAAAAAAAAACAACAACAACCUAAUAAUAAUAACUGUCUGGCUCACUUAUUUUUGUGAGCAUCAACACAUGCGAUAACCUGGCAAAGUGUGGUGUAAUAAAAGGGGCGGAGUUUGAAUAAAUAUAUUGUCAGCUCUUCUAAUUCCAUUUAAAAUGGACAGACUCAGUGCAGUGACAAUUGGAUUUAAUUUGAACAUUUUGCUUAUUGGUAGAAAUAACUGGCUGGCUCGCCAAAUCUACAUUGUAAGGCUAUUUUGUGGCAGUUUAUUGAACUGCACUGAUUCGCAUUUAUUAGCGAUAUGUUAUUUUUUUAAAGAUAAAAUAAUUGAGUCAGUCUUAUUUAGUUAGUCUCUGGGUGGAGGAGUAUUUAUGUUGAAGGGGGUUUUAGUUUUCCAUUAGAUCCCUGAGUGUUUUUCUGCUGCUUUCUAUUAUUCCCAGUUGUCCAUGUGCCUUUAUUCUGGUUUUUGGUACCGUCUCCGCCCAUACUCUUUCAUUGAUUGGUUACCCGAUUGUGCUGACCUGUUCUGUGUUCAGCCGGGUGUUACUGCUUUCUUCCUUUAAAAAAAAAAUGUAAUUAUGGAUCCCCCUUCUUUGAUGCUGCCUGCUGUGACUGGAAUUGAAUGGACUGUACAAAAGUGCAAA
This is a messenger RNA of Ictalurus punctatus (channel catfish), 6093 nucleotides long. RefSeq names its product synaptic Ras GTPase activating protein 1b (gene syngap1b). The record is from RefSeq and is a predicted model, not a curated record. The coding region runs from base 38 to 3754 and encodes 1238 amino acids. Lineage: Eukaryota; Metazoa; Chordata; Actinopteri; Siluriformes; Ictaluridae. Gene Ontology annotation, biological process: regulation of GTPase activity. The transcript is spliced from 18 exons.